Messenger RNA from Symbiodinium necroappetens, 474 nucleotides. The record is from the annotation of a GenBank genome assembly. NCBI's taxonomy places the organism in Eukaryota, Dinophyceae, Suessiales, Symbiodiniaceae.
AUGGCCACGUGCUGCCUGCAUUCAAAGUGGGCCCCUUUUGGGGUCUUUGGUCAGCUACUGGACGGCCUUCCGUCAAUGCAAGACUCUCGGCACUCCUCUCCCAGCAUCGAUCAACCGUCGGACUACAAGAGCAUUUUCUUCGGGGCUUACUCGCAGGGUCCGCUGGUUGGUCUCCGCGCACAGACGAGGAGAUACCCCAUGGUCAGCCGACUGCUGAACGCCGUGAUCUACACACUGUGUGGGGCGUACAGCCACUCCACGGUGUUUUUGGCUAGGAACCGCGCGAUGGGACUGCACUCGGACCCUCACAACCACAAAGAGGUGCCGAACGUCUUGAUCCCCCUCUCGGUCUUCGCUGGCGGCCAACUCUUCGUGGAGUCUGAGGAGGGCGACGUUUGCCUAGACAUGCAGAACAACAUUCGGGGACACAUGCAUCCCAUCACCCUCCCCUUUUUGGCGUUUGAUGCCCAAUAG